AUGGCGAAAGCUUUCUCCCACAUCAAUGGCAACCCAAUGUUUUAUUUUCCCUCUAGACCAAAUCCCAACCGUCCAUUUCCUUUGCUUUUGUCUUAUAACAAGCCUUUGAAGGUUACCAUGUCAUGCAACCAAUCUUAUUGGGCCUCUAUAAACGAAGAUAUCGAAGAGCAUCUCAAACAGGCUAUCCCUAUACGUGAACCGCUCUCUGUAUUGGAGCCCAUGCACCAUUUAACGUUUGCUGCCCCACGGACCACCGCUUCGGCUUUAUGCGUGGCGGCUUGUGAGUUGGUCGGUGGUCAUCGUGAUCGAGCUUUGCCAGCAGCGUCGACGAUUCAUCUCUUGUAUGCGGCUUCGUUCACCCAUGAGUAUGUUCCACGGAGUGAAACCUCUAGGCCUAUGUCCAAAAUUCAACAUGUGUAUGGUCCAGGCAUUGAGUUACAAAUUGGUAAUGCAAUGAUACCAUUUGGGUUCGAGCUUUUGGCUAAAUCCGAUGAUCCAGCCCGAAAUGACUCGGAUCGAAUUCUACGUGUGAUGGUUGAGAUCACACGUGCGAUUGGUUCGGAAGGAAUGAUUUACGGACAGUACGAUGAAGUGGAAUCUUAUCAAUCCGACAAUAACAAGUCGAGCCACAUCGAAGAAAUCGAGCGUGUCUCCGAAAAAUAUGAAGGAACAUUGUAUGCUUGUGCGGGUGCUUGUGGAGCAAUAAUAGGAGAGGGAUGUGAAGAUGAAAUAGAGAAAAUGAGAAAGUAUGGUUUAUAUAUAGGGAAAAUAGAAGGGAUUAUGAGUAGAAUUGGAAGCAGUAGUGACAAGGAUUUGAUGGAAAAAUUGGUGGAGGAGCUGAGAAAUUUGGCUAACAAUGAACUGAGAGGGUUCAAUGAAGCAAAGGUGAAAGCAAUAUUCAACACACAAUCUAGUCCAUUUGAUCUUUGUAAGCAAUGA
This is a messenger RNA of Gossypium arboreum, 939 nucleotides long. Its product is annotated as heterodimeric geranylgeranyl pyrophosphate synthase small subunit, chloroplastic-like. Gene Ontology annotation, molecular function: prenyltransferase activity. The transcript has a single exon. Gene Ontology annotation, biological process: isoprenoid biosynthetic process. Bases 1 to 939 code for a protein of 312 amino acids. Lineage: Eukaryota; Viridiplantae; Streptophyta; Magnoliopsida; Malvales; Malvaceae. The record is from RefSeq and is a predicted model, not a curated record.